UUGCCGACACUACUCAUGACGCAGCCUUUACUAUCGGAUAGUCCGGUCCUUUCACGAUAUACAGCAUGGUUGUUGGGUGGAUUGGUGUGGACGGAUGAAUUGGCGAAUAUGUUGGCUACGCUCGGGACAGUGGAAGCUAUGGUGGGACAUUUGAAGAAGGUGUGGAGGGGUUAUAGUAUUGAGGGCAAGUAUGACGUGGACGAUGUCUGCGCGGCGGUAUAUGGGGUUGCUAGGAUGGCAAGGUCGAUCAAAUUGUCGAAAGCCCUCGCAAAGGCAGGCUGUGUUGAGCCCUUGGCCGACCUUCUCAACACUUCCGAUGAUCCCCAGAUCCUCCUCUUCACAUCCCGCGCGAUCGGCUGCCUCAUGCGUCCAAACUCCUCCGACAUGUCCAAAAUUCUCCUCGAAGCCAACUGCGCACCAGGUCUCGCUCGAAUUCCCCGCGUUCUCCCCAGUACCUGCGUCCCACCGCUUGCAGGCUUUGCUUUCGCCAUCCAACGUUUCUCGUGCGCCGAAUGGGGCUCUGGAACUCGAAAAGCCUUGGUCGAAGCGGGAGUUGUAGAUUCGUUGCUGGCGGCCCUGAGGACGGCUGGGGAGGAAAAGGGUAGAGAGGAGUAUGAGGUACAUGUUGAGUUAGCGUUAGCAGUGAGCUUCUUGGGAGAUGUCGGCGGCGGGGCCAUUAGGAAGGAGAUCAUGAAGGCUGGUGGGAUUGAUAUUCUGAAGAGGAUGGGGGUUGAGGCGAAUAAGGAGGAUAGGACGGAGGUGGUGAAGGCUUGUAAUCUGGCGGUGACGAGUAUCACGGGGAAUUUGUGGUCCAGGAAUGCAGGUGAGUGGCGGUUUCUUAACUCUACUUUUGUUUCAGUGCGUGUAUGA
Messenger RNA from Stereum hirsutum FP-91666 SS1, 870 nucleotides. RefSeq lists its product as uncharacterized. The annotation marks the transcript as partial. The record is from RefSeq and is a predicted model, not a curated record. The transcript is spliced from 2 exons. Lineage: Eukaryota; Fungi; Basidiomycota; Agaricomycetes; Russulales; Stereaceae.